Bombina bombina (fire-bellied toad) is the source of this 11436-nucleotide messenger RNA. It is a transcript of the gene SLC6A9, whose product is annotated as solute carrier family 6 member 9. Gene Ontology annotation, biological process: synaptic transmission, glycinergic; neurotransmitter transport; sodium ion transmembrane transport. The coding region runs from base 174 to 2099 and encodes 641 amino acids. Gene Ontology annotation, cellular component: plasma membrane. Lineage: Eukaryota; Metazoa; Chordata; Amphibia; Anura; Bombinatoridae. The record is from RefSeq and is a predicted model, not a curated record. The transcript is spliced from 14 exons. Gene Ontology annotation, molecular function: glycine:sodium symporter activity.
AGAAAACUCUGUGGCAGUGACAGUUCUGAGCGGUAGUAGCCUCAGCUGUCUGCUCCGGAGGGUCUGUGUGUACUCAGCAUGCUGGGAAAACGACAGAACUGAGACUUAACUCUUCUAUUUGAAGAAUCUGAGAGACUGGAGACAGGACUUGCGUCCCACCUACCUGUGCAGACAUGAGUGACAAGUGCGCUGACCGCAUGCUGAAUGGUGCUGUGCCCGGAGAGGCGACAAAGAAGGAUGAAAAUGUGAAGAGAGGGAACUGGGGAAAUCAGAUUGAGUUUGUGCUGACCAGCGUGGGCUACGCCGUAGGUCUGGGCAAUGUCUGGCGGUUCCCAUAUCUCUGUUACCGGAAUGGAGGAGGUGCAUUCAUGUUCCCAUACUUUAUCAUGCUGGUGUUUUGUGGGAUACCACUCUUCUUCAUGGAACUUUCCUUUGGGCAGUUUGCUAGCCAAGGUUGCCUUGGGGUUUGGAGGGUGAGCCCCAUAUUUAAAGGUGUAGGCUACGGAAUGAUGGUUGUUUCUACAUAUAUUGGUAUUUAUUACAACGUGGUCAUCUGUAUUGCUUUUUACUACUUCUUCGCUUCUAUGAACCGGAUCCUGCCCUGGACAUACUGCAAUAACUACUGGAACACUCACAACUGUAUAGGGGUGAUGAGUCCGAGCUCCAACCUCUCUCUUAACCUCACAACCCAACACAGCAUGGCUGAAUUCAACCUCACAUCUGUAGUUAACCAAACACUAAAGAGGACAAGCCCCAGCGAGGAGUACUGGAGGAAUUAUGUGCUGCGGAUCUCAGAUGACAUUGGUAAUUUUGGAGAGGUGCGACUGCCUCUGCUGGGCUGUCUUGCCCUGUCAUGGGUUGUUGUCUUCCUCUGCCUCAUUAGGGGGGUGAAAUCAUCCGGUAAGGUGGUUUACUUUACAGCAACGUUCCCAUAUGUGGUUCUCACCAUCCUGUUUGUUCGGGGCAUCACCUUGGAAGGCGCAGUUAAUGGGAUCAUGUAUUACCUAACGCCACAGUGGGACAAGAUUCUGGAUGCUAAGGUUUGGGGCGACGCAGCAUCACAAAUCUUUUACUCAUUGGGAUGCGCUUGGGGUGGACUCAUCACGAUGGCUUCCUACAACAAGUUCCACAACAACUGCUAUAGGGACAGUAUCAUCAUUAGCAUCACCAACUGUGCCACCAGCGUCUAUGCAGGCUUUGUCAUCUUCUCUAUCUUGGGCUUCAUGGCAAACCAUCUGGGAGUGGACGUUUCACAAGUGGCUGAUCAUGGUCCUGGGUUGGCAUUUGUGGCGUAUCCUGAGGCGCUGACACUGCUGCCCAUCUCUCCUCUAUGGUCCAUACUGUUCUUCUUCAUGCUUAUCCUGCUGGGGCUGGGAACUCAGUUCUGCUUGCUGGAGACACUGGUUACAGCCAUUGUGGAUGAAAUUGGCAAUGACUGGAUUAUACGCUAUAAAACCGUAGUGACACUGGGAGUCGCUGUCAUUGGCUUCCUCUUCGGAAUCCCUCUUACUACACAAGCUGGGAUCUAUUGGCUGCUACUGAUGGACAACUACGCUGCUAGCUUUUCCCUGGUUAUCAUUUCCUGUAUUAUGUGUGUGGCCAUAAUGUACAUUUAUGGACAUAGAAAUUACUUCAGGGACAUAGAGAUGAUGUUGGGCUUCCCUCCCCCACUCUUUUUCCAGAUCUGUUGGCGAUUCAUUUCCCCAGCGAUCAUAUUUUUUAUAUUGAUCUUCACGGUAAUCCAGUAUCGUCCAAUCACGUACAACAAUUAUAUCUAUCCUGGCUGGGCAAUCACACUGGGCUUCCUCAUGGCACUUUCUUCGGUCAUUUGUAUUCCCGGAUAUGCGCUCUUCAAGGUUUUGCGCUCAGAGGGGGACACGUUUCUGCAGAGGUUUAAGAACGCAGUUAAACCCAGCAAGGACUGGGGCCCCGCCCUUGCGGAGCACCGGAUAGGUCCCUAUGCCUCCAUCUCACGUUCAGCAGGCGAGUGCCCUCCUGAAGCUCAGCCACUAAACCCAGAGAAGGUGCAGAAGGAUGAGAUGAUUCUAACAGUACAGGGCAGCAACGGGCAGGCCCACAACCAAGACUCUAAAGUGUAACCGGUUGGUGCAGGGGCCCGGUGGAAGGCAAGGGGCACCGCUGAUGGUACGGAUGAGAAUCUCUUCCCUCGUUCCCCUGUCCUAACCAUCCAGACCAGACGUACCCUCUGUUGUCCCUCACCCCAUCACCCAGAGCAUCAAGCAGAGACCUGCAAAAACUGUAACCUUCUCCCAUUCAUGUGGAGGAAAAACUACAACCCUUCAGCUGCUGAGCAGAGGAAUUCUACUGCGAGAUGACCCCAUCUCUUCUUCCCAUAGUAUUAUCGUACGGACACAGUUUAUUGUGUGUGGAAUGUUUAAUCUCCUAAGAUAAGAAGCUGGGACAGGGCAUCUCAAACAAGUAGAUUUUCUCAGUUUUAUAGGUUUAGUUUACAUGUGAAUUUUAGUUUAUUUUUUAUUUUUAUAAACCUCAAUUUUUAUUGUUGUUGAAGCAGCCCAGACGGAUGGUUGGGGUCUAAAAACCCUUGUCAAGCUUCCUAUUGCAGUCCUUGAGUGGGUGCUAGUUUAUGGAGGAUGCUACAAGCACAAUAUAAAACAUUAAGACAUCUUUAUGAUAAGAAGAGAAACACAGAAUAGCCAGAAGCUGAUUCCUGUUACUUGAGGAAUACACCAGGGCGCAAAAGGUGACCUCGCCAAUCCUGGGGUCAUACACAACUGACUGACAUACCCGUCACCUGGGAUAUCUCUGUAGCUUUUUGUGUGUACAUGAGCAUUCCGUAUAAACCCUAUAAUCCCACCCUCAGGUGGAUUAGAGGUUAUCUGUGCAGCUCCCCAUUCAUAACAAUGGGGCCAGGUUUAAUUUUCCUGCCAAUGUGUGAGGAAUUCACUUUGCAGGGUUUUUUUAGCAAUAGGUGUAGAUCAUUAGUUUACUAACAUCCCUUAUGUAUUACACAAAGUUUAUAUUGAGUAAACAGAACACAAAGGGUUAUCUCAUCACCAUACAAUCUGCCCAUGUGCCAAGAUUAGUGAGGAGAAUUUAUCUGGGUCAAUAGAAAGUUGGGAGCCAAGCAAUGCAGGGUUUUUUUCUGGUCUGUAUUUUUACAACCUAAACAGAAUUUUUCAGCAACUAUAAAUAUUUUAAUGACAGAGUGAAGCACAUAUUAUUCAGCCCAGCAGUAUUUAUUAUAGGUAAUGUGGCAUUCCACAAAGAGAUGCUUGAGCAGGUGCUGGGUAAAUACUGAUACAGUUUAUGGUCUGUAUGGGAACUGAUGCAAUAGAAAUAGUUUUAGUAGCACAUCUGCUGCCUAAUCUAAUAUGUACCCCUGCCAUUUGCUACUGGGCACUGUUACCUACUGCACUGUCCCACCUGCCUCAGCGCAGACAAGCGUAGGAUCCUAAAAUCUCCAUCUACACAAUGCUCCUAACAUGGAGAUCAGUAAAGUCUAGAUGCUCCUCCGCACACCCAGCCACAAGCUUCUAGAUGGAGCAAUCUGAGGUUUUACUUACAAGGAGUUGCUUCACUAUGUCCAGUGCCAACCAUGGAAGGUGUUGGAAUUAUGUUUACUAAAAAACAUUUUCAUACUGGAAUAUAAUAUUGAGAAGUUGUAAAAUAUCCUUCACAACAUACAUAUCUCAGUGUAGAAUAUUUAAGCUAAGCACAAGCUCUACUCUUUUAGUGAAAGGGACAUCCGUUUAGUAAUGUGUGAUAGUUGGAUGUUAUCUGUGCAGAAGGCAGAGACACAGAUAGACAAGUUAAUUAUUGGAGAAUGUUUCUCAAAAUUUUCAUGGUACAACAGUGUUCUCAUUCUUUUGUGACAGUGGAUACACUGGAGAUGAAAACCUUCCCUUAGUUGAGUAGGGUACAGAAGAAUGGGAUGAGUUGGCCUGCUGGGUAAUCUAUGGCAUGGACACAUUGCACAUGGGCUUUAUCGUGGCAGUUGCACUGUAAAUAAUAAGAUGAUUCAUUCAGACCAUUGGUUUAUCUGCUGUAUCCGUGAUGUUUCUCCCUCUUGCUGUUUCAAGGCAGAAUCAUUUUGCAUGGUAGGUUAAGUUUAAUUUAAUGUUGUUUCUGGACCUGGUGACUGACAUACUGGCCCAGAACUGAGCACACUGAGCAUUAUCUUCAUGCUUAAUUGCGAUAGUUUAUUUUACAGUCCUCUAUGGUAAACAACUGGUAAAAUGGAAUCUACCAUUAAAUAAUUGUUUAAGGUAUGAAGAAGUUCAAGAAAUGCAAGUGUUCUCUAAUUCUUUCUUUUGUAAAAAUCUUACACUAAAUUUAAGAUUUAAAAGAAGAUUUUAUUUGUAAAAAUAUAUAAUCAGAUGGUAAAUUUCCCUUUAACAAUGUGUUGUGGACUGUAGUACAUAAAUAUUAGUACAUUUUACCCUCAGUUGUACUAUUAACCACUUACAUAUUUCAGGGUUAACUUUCUAAAGUAACAUUCCAAUGGCAAACAACAUAAGCAGAACAUAAGAACUCAAUGAUCAGAUACCAUUUUUAAACAUGUUGUCAGAUUGUUGCAUUUUGUUACACAAGAGUGUUAUAGAACUGGCCUUUGGUGGACCUAGAAGGAAUUGGAACGCUUUAUUGAUGACAUUUACAUGUUUUAUUCAUUUAAACCUGUGACAGGGAUCUUGAUAAUUAGAAAGGGAAGUUCAGUAAUUUGUACUUAUUGUUUACUACAAAUGGCACAUAAACCAGGGGGCCACUCUUCUGAAACAGAGAGUUAUUCCACUCCUUUUGCUUUGUACAUUUGGUUGAAUUAGACUUGUUUUAUGUAAGAAAACACACUGAUGUUUUAGUGUCCUUAAGUUAUAUCUGUCAAUCACAGGACUUAAAGUUAUUUUUUUUUAAGGAUAAUUAAGAACUGUCAGGUUUAAGUUUAUAAUUUUUAUCCUUUUAACCAGAGGAACUCAGGUAAAAAUCUGCCAUUCCUCCCAUUUAUCCCAUGGUCUCACCCCUAGAUACUGAUUAUCACAGGCUGAGAUACAAAAACAUCCUGCUCGAAUAUGAAUGCUCAAAUUGCUCCAAUUUCUUUUACCAUUUACAUGAUGUCACCAGGUUCUAAAACUUACAGAGUGGGAAUAACGUGGCCUGCAAUGUAACAAAUAUAGAACUGUAUCCGGUUUCUGUAACAUUCUUGUAUUGAUGCUUGAGGGUCUUUUUCACUGUCAUGCACAGGAUCCUUGGAAUUCCUUACUCAAUACUCUGUCAAAGCUGUUACAUUCAUAUGAAGUGAAUUUUCUUCAAAUAGAUGUAUUUGUCAUUAGUUGCCAGUGUUGGGUAUUGUUAUAGACGAUUAAAGAAGAUUAAAUAGCAGAUCAUGGACCACAAAUAUCUCACCAACUGAACUGCACAUAUAAUCAUCAGAAACUGAUUUUCAUAAAUACGUUUAUCUGGAAUUGAAAAACAAUUUGUCUUCCAUCUGAACUGUAAAACUGUAGUAGAUGUAUAGUUACUUACCCUGUACCAGUUUAUAAGCUUUCCUAUUGAAAAGUGCCAUAUCGGUCAGAAUGUCUGUGUAUGGUAGUAGGUAAAAGUCACUAUAUCACUUAAUAAUGCUUUUAAAUGUCAUUUGUUUUGGAGCAAAGAAAAAUUAUACAUUUGACUUAUUUAACGGUGUGAUGUUGCUCUGCUUGAAAGCGCCAACCCUACCAUAGUCUCUAAAUGCUCAGUCCUCUAAAUUACUUCCAUAUCGGCUAUACCUGUGUUGUUGCCAAUGGGUCGUCCAUAAGACGACCCAUUGUGUGCAUGUAGAGAUAGCUUUGGUACUUUCAGCAACACUACACUUUUAUGUAGGGUCAUUUGUUAUGAGAAAGCUGCAUUAAUAACUCAUUAAGCACAGAUUAAUAAUUGAGUUACAAUGUAUAGUACUAAAAUGCACAGAUUGUGAAACUUGGCCUGUUUGCUGCACUCGAAAACUAGAUUUGGAGACAUCUGAUCAGACUUUUCAGACUUAAUUUGUGGUGAAGACCAAUGUUUUUCAUUUAUGUGCUGCAGCUGAUUCGCACUUUAGUAAAUAACACACCAUAAUAAUUCUCAUCAGACUCCUUGGAUUGGUUUUACAUUAUGGGUAUUAUGGAGCCCUGUCAUUUUAAUAGAGUAGAUAAUAUCAUGUUUGAAAGCUGGAUGUGGCCUAGAGCAAUCCCACUUCUGGGUCACAUUAGCGGAGUAUCCAGUGGGAUAAUGUCUGAGCUAGUGAACCUAUAAAGCUACUUCUAAUCCUAGCUCUCUGGAAUUGGGCCCCAUUACUCAAAACCAGAUUCCGAGGAGAGGUGAUGAUGGAUUAGAUAAUUAACCUCAGUAUGCCAAGUAGGCAAUAACCUCAGUAGCACAAGUGUGGUUUUAUUUGUGUAUAUAUUGUACAAUGUGAAUAUUAAAGCAGCGUUGUCAUGGUUACAUUAGCGUUGUUAUACAACCUCCUGUACACGUAUGUGGGGGGUAUCCGUGUGACUCUGUAUACUCAGAUAUGUGUAUAUUUUACAUUUGCACAGAAAUAUAAAACAGUAUUUUCUCUCAGUAAUAAAGUUCCGUUUAGUUGUCCUGUGACAUACUCUGUUUUCCCUGAAUUUUUCAGUUUCUGCAGAAAGACCUUCAUUUGUGACGCUUCCUGUUCCUACUGAGCCAUAAUCCACGUUGUGUGUCCGUACAGCUCUGUCUGCAGAGAUUUACAAAUUGUCUGCGAUUGUUUACGAUGGGUUUGCGCUAAACUUGAUAUCUGAGCAUUAGAGAUAUCCUGUGAUGCUUCAGGUACAAGAUCAGCGCUAUUAGCACAAACCCAUACAAACCACAAAACAAGUUUAUUAAUCACAAUAAAAUUUGUUCUAUGAAAAAGAUGUAAAUGAUUAAAAAAAGCUUUUCAUUUCCAGUUACCACCCAAUGGGAUAUAUCCUUCUCCUCCUGCCUAUCCUGGGUGCGAUCCGAUAUACGGCGUAGUUUUCGGCGCAUGCAAGGGAACCCUUUCCACCCGUAAUUUCACCUCGCAACUCGAGCUAUCCAAUAUACUGCGCCGUCAGAUGCUAAACUGGCGUAAGUAGGAAAAUCCGGCGAUCAACUAAAAUGUGUGCAAAUACACAUUUUCGUUGUCGCAAGUACUUACGCCAGUAUUUUGUUCACGUAAAGUCUCAAUAAAGAGUAGUUUGAUGCAAAUUAGGCUACGAAUCGUAAAAAAUAACCGCAAGUUCUAAAAGAUGCGCCACGUAAUUAGAAGGUGUUAUAAAUGAUAAGAAGGUGUUAUGAUCAUAUGAGCCAUCCUAGGUUUUGCUUUCAACUAAGAAUACCAAGAGAACAAAGCAAGUGUUCUAAUUAAAUAUGAAAGUAGUUAGAAAUAACAUGCCCUAUUUAAAAGAAGGUUUUCUUUGGAGUUGACUGUCCCUUUUUAUAUUUUGGCAUCAGUGCCAAGCUUUGUUAGCAUUAGAAUAAAUUACACCAGUGGGUUCUAAAGAGAUGAAGGUAAUCCAAUUUACAUUAAAUAAGCAAGUAUAUGUCCAUAAUGUGAUAAAGUACCUAUAAGCACAAUUCAUUUGACUAUUUCAAAUACACAAAUAAACCUUAAAAAAGCAAUAUCAUAGUAUACUGUCCCUUUAACCUUGAGAUGCUGCUUAAAUGUAUGUGUUUGUUAAGGUUUCCAGGGAGUUACGUUGGUUUUUUAGUCAGUGCAAGGGCUCCUGCACCUGCAAUUUGUGGCGAGAUGAGAAUGGAGUAGAUUUUCUGAAAUCUGCGUGUGUAAGUCCUUACGCUGUAUAUUGGAUACCAAACUGCGAGUGUUUUGUAUGUCAAAGGGUAAAAAUAAUACGGGCGAAGGCAGAAAUAUACGCACGUAACUUCUAAGUUACGCCGUAUAUAGGAUACCAAACCCGCGCAAAAUUUGGCGUCGCCGGCUUUUGCGGACGACGAUUUAUAUCGGAUUGCGGCCCCUGUUCCUAUGGUCUUCUACACCCAUGUUCACUAAUAAUCGUGUACCUCUUUAUUUUCUCGUUAACACUGAAACAGGUGAGACUUGAGAAGCUGUUAGUGAAUCUAGCCCAGUACAAUACUAUCUGACCUUUCUACAAGUGAGUGGCUUAUUGGAAUUCUCUGUCUUUAUUUAUUACUAAGAAUUUCCCAUUGCUGCUAUUUGUGAUCUUGUGUGACGCAGAUGUACAUCAUAUUGCGUCAAACGCUGCAGCAGUUUAAUAAGUAAUUUAAAGGGACAGUCAACACAGUUUUUUUAUUGUGUAAAAAGAUAGAUAACGCCUUUACUACCCAUCCCCCAGCUUUGCACAGCCAACAUUGUUAUAUUAAUAUACUUCAUAACCUUUAAACUUUUCUGUCUGUUUCUAAGUCACUAAAGACAGCCCCAUGAUCACAUGCUUUUUUAUUAGCUUUUCACAACAGGGGGGUGCUAGUUCAUGUGAGCCAUAUAGAUAACAGUGUGCUCACGCUCAUAGAGAUAAAAAGUGUAUUAAUACACCAUGUUUUCUGUGCAAAACUGGGAAAUUGGUAAUAAAGGGAUUAUUCAUCUUUUUAAGCAAUAACAUUUUUUGAUUUGACUGUCCCUUUAAGCCCCUGACUAUGUGCUCUGGGCUGAAGCAGUGGUUACACAGUGAGACUCUGGUAAUAGCCCUUACGGCUGCCCACUGCCAGUGGGGAAAGAGGAUUCGCCCGGCGGGUGGUUACAGUCUGAAGUUACUACAGAGACUGCAGAUUGAAAGAAGUUAAUAUACAUAAAAAUGCUACAUCCGGGGUCAGAUUUUUCAUUUAAAAAAAGAAUAAAUCUAUUUUAUUUUAGCAACCAGGGAGCACAGAAUGUUUGUUUUGUGCCCAUGGAUGACAACUGUGCCAACUGCUGCCCUCUCUGAUGCAAACCUAUGGUACAAGAGCCCAUAACAAAUUUACUGGCGCUCUUCUCUGGGCUCUGACAGUAUUCCCUGGUUUUAUUGGCCGCAAUUAAAAUGCUUAAAGGGACACUGUACCCAUUUGUUUUCUUUUGUAAUUCAGAUAGAGCAUGCAAUUUUAAGCAACUUUCUAAUUUACUCCUAUUAUCAAUUUUUCUUCGUUCUCUUCCUAUCAUUAUUUGAAAAAGAAGGCAUCUAUGCUUUUUUUUGGCUUCAGUACUCUGGACAGCAGUUUUUUAUUGGUGGAUGAAUUUAUCCACCAAUCAGCAAGGACAACCCAGGUUGUUCACCAAAAAUGGGCCGGCAUCUAAACUUACAUUCUUGCAUUUCAAAUAAAGAUACCAAGAGAAUGAAGAAAAUUUGAUAAUAAGAGUAAAUUAGAAAGUUGUUUAAAAUUUCAUGCUCAAUCUGAAUCACAAAAGAAUUUUUUUGGGUACAGUGUCCCUUAAAGAGACAUGAAACCCCAAAUGUUUAUGAUUCAGACAGGGCAGCCACUUUAAACAACUUUCUAAUUUACUUCUAUUAUCAUUUUUCCGCCCUGUUCACUUGGUAUCUCUUGUUGAAAAGCAGGGCAUAAGCUCAGGAGCGUGCACGUGCCGGAAGCACUAUAUGGCAGCAGUUUUGCAAGAAUGUUAUCCAUUUGAAAGAGCAGUAGAGGGCAGCACUAUUUCCUGCCAAAUAAUGCUCAACUUGCCUACCUACGUAUCCUUUCAACACAGAAUAUAAUCGGAGCAAAGUAAAUUGGAAACAUCUGUAAAAUUGCAUUCUCUGUCUAAAUCACAAAAGAACAUUUUUGGGUUUCAUAUCUUUCUCGUGAGUCUGUGCUAUGUAUCAGCAGUUAAAGGGACAGUCAACACCAGAAUUUUUGUUGUUUAAAAAGAUAGAUAAUCCCUUAAAGGGACACUGAACCCAAUUUUUUUCUUUUGUGAUUCAGAUAGAGCAUGAGAUUUUAAGCAAGUUUCUAAUUUACUCCUAUUAUUACAUUGUCUUCAUUCUCUUGGUAUCUUUAUUUGAAAUGCAAGAAUGUAAGUUUAGAUGGCGGCCCAUUUUUGGUGAACAAACUGGGUUGUCCUUGCUGAUUGGUGGAUAAAUUCAUCCACCAAUAAAAAAGUGCUGUCCAUAGUUCUGAACCAAAAAAAAAAAAAAGCUUAGAUGCCUUUUUUUUUCAAAUAAAGAUAGCAAGAGAACGAAGAAACAUUUAUAAUAGGAGUAAAUUAGAAAGUUGCUUAAAAUUUCAUGCUCUAUGUGAAUCACGAAAGAAAACAUUUGGGUUCAGUGUCCCUUUAAUUACCCAUUCCCCAGUUUUGCAUAACCAACAAAGUUAUAAUAAUACACCUUUUACCUCUGUGAUUACCUUGUAUCUAAGCCUCUGCAGACUGCUCCCUUAUUUCAGUUAUUUUGACAGACUUGCAUUUUAGCCAAUCAGUGCUGAAUCCUAGGAAACUCCACGUGCGUGAGCACAAUUUUAUCUAUAUGAAACACAUGAACUAAUGCCCUCUAGUGGUGAAAAACUGUCAAAAUGCAUUCAGAUAAAAGGCGGCCUUCAAGGACUAAGAAAUUAGCAUUUGAACCUCCAAGGUUUAGCUUUCAACUAAGAAUACCAAGAGAACAAACCAAAAUUGGUGAUAAAAGUAAAUUGCAAAGUUGUUUAAAAUGACAUGCCCUAUCUGAAUCAUGAAAUUUUAUUUUGGACUUGAUUCUCCCUUUAAGCUUUACUUGUUAGUAUAUGUUACGCAUGUAAAAGACAAAGGAAUAUUAGUUUCUUUUAAUGCUAAAAAAGGUACCAUGAGCACAUUAAGAUUAUCACGGAUUUGGGCACAUAUUUCCAAAAAGGUUUAUCCACCCCUCUCCUAGGUUGUGGGAGACUGGUUACCACUGGUUAUUAACCCUUGUUCAGCUGAUACUGAAUCACUGUCCCCUGUAUGCUGAGCCCUAACACAUUAUCCACCUCUGGUCCAGUUGUAUGUGACGUCCCCAGUACCAGGCGUAUAACCACUGCACAGAGAUGGAUGAGAACAGUGCCAAUUCAUUCUGCGUUUUCCUCUCUAUUAUCUGUAUUUGCUGCUGAUUUAAGUAAGAGAUAUAUAAUUAUUGAAUAGAAAAUUAGUGAAUAAGUACUGCUUAAUAACCCCCCCCCCUCUGUCCCGUAGACAACAGUAAAUGUGAUGAUCACCGCCUGUAUCAUUGCCUCAUACUCUACAUAGAUAAUAUAUUUGUGCACGUGCAGUGUGUUUGUAUAGCUGGUUUACUAGAAAACACAAUGUACAGUUUAUUGAUUAUGUUACAUGUCUCUUCUUUGUGUAAAUUGUACAUUCGCUGAUGUUUUGUUGCAGCGCCAAGUGUUAGAUGUUUACAGAACCAGAGACCAGUGUUUGUAAUUACUGUCUGACAAUAACUUGUUGUUUUACUAAUCAGUAAUAGGUUUAUUAUUUGUAGACACUGUUUUGUAAGUCUUCCAAUAUUCAUUUGCUUGUUUUCUGUUUUUAUUUGAAUUUUAUCCAUAAAACAUAAAUUCUAAUCAUAA